GUGUCAUGGAGUUCUCCUGUGCACGGAUUGCAGGAGCACUCUGGUUUCUGGACCGAAAGAGCCGUGCUGAUGAAUGUGAAAAGAUGUACAAAGGAAGCUAGGUGUAAUUAGAUUGCUAGUAAGUGAGAAUACUGAGGAAAUUUCAGCUUUCUUCUUUUUUUAGUGUGCUGUCUUGUGCUGUGCUGUAAUAAAUUUAUGCUUGUUGGUACUACUGUGUGGUAUGUGGGAGGUACUUCACUGCACAUAGUUGCUGCAGUGCUAAUAGUUGGCAGCACAGAAGGCAGUACAAAGAGUCCGACUGGAGGCACUUGCAGUUGCAACGUUCCCUUGGAGGCUGUGGCAUGCUCAGUGAGCUGCAGGGGCACUCCUGACACGUUCAGCCACUUGUGUGGAGAAGUGGGAGUUCCAGCAGGCUUUAACAAGCAGAUGUAGGCUACUAGCUGAGAGGUACAACAGCAUAGCUCAGGCUGGCUAAAAAAUAGUACUCAUGCUGCUACGUAAACAGAACAAGAUCUUAGUAUCAAGAUGGCUGACCUGGAAGUGUACUUGUAGCUCAUUUGCAUAAGUAUCACGAGCUACAUGUGAGUGGCUUACUCAGAGGAGGAAGCUCAUUUUGCACGUGCCACCUUCUCGCCAGGGUCAAGAUGGAUAGCACAGAUGAACCUCAGAAAAAAGUCUUUAAAGCACGAAAAACCAUGAGAGUAAGUGAUCGACAACAACUUGAAGCUGUCUAUAGGGUUAAAGAGGAGCUGUUGAAGACGACUGAAGUUAAACUGUUAAAUGGAAAGCAUGAGAAUGGAGAUUCUGAUUUAAAUUCCCCUUUAGGCAAUACAGACAGUAUGGAGGACAAGAGGGAAGUUAAUGGCCUAGUGGACUUGUGUGUUAACUCUGAAGAAGGAAGAACCGCUUCUGAUGAAAUUAGUGAAGCGAAAAGCCCUGAAAGUAGGGCAGGGAACAUAGUCAGUGACAUAGAACCCAAACUAACGCUGUCUCCAGAGGAUGUUACUCCUGCGCAAGAUAAAGAUACUGAUACUGCUUUAGCUUGUGAGGCUGAAAAUGGAGUGCUUGGUAGCAAUAAAGAUAACUUCCAUGAAGAAAAUAAUACAAAAGAUCAUUUGGACCAAAGAGAGAGUGACAUCCCAUCAGAAGGUGAAAGUAAAUCAAUUUGUGGUAUCAGUGACUCUUCUGAAGAGAAGGGAGAAGCAAAUGACUUAACUAUUAAUUCCGAUUCAUCUGGUGAGGCAAAAAGGACUGAGGAAGGAACCGUUGAAGAUGCUGUUGGAGAAGAAGCCAUCUCUAGCAGUAUGGAAGCUGACCAGGAACCAAAGGACAAACGAGGCAUCCCUGCAGGUCUUUCAGAAACCACUGUUCAGAAGACAAUAGAUGAGCCAAGUGGAAGUAUCUUGGACAAUACUGACUGUAUGGAAACAGAUGAAAUUAUUCCAAUUUUGGAAAAACUAGCCCCUGCUGAAGACGAACUGAGCUGUUUUUCUAAAAGUUCUCUGCUUCCAGUGGAUGACACAGUCCCAGACUUAGAAGAGAAGAUAGACAACUGUUUGGGUUCACCAUCCAAGCAGGAAAGCAGUGAAAGUCUGCCAAAAGAGGCUUUCUUAGUACUGUCUGAUGAAGAGGAUGCUUGUGAUGAGAAGGAGGAACGUGCUGAAAUAAUACUACCAAACAAGUCAAGUCUUCCAGAAGAGAUGGAGGAGGAGAGAAGAAAGGAGGGUGAAGAGGGUGGAGAAGAAGAGGCCCACAAAGAAGAGGAGAAGCAUGCAGAGAGAAGUGAAGCAUCAAGGAGAAAGCGUUCCAAAUCUGAGGACAUGGACAGUGUUCAUUCUAAACGUCGUCGGUACAUGGGAGAAGAUUAUGAAGCAGAACUUCAAGUAAAAAUUACAGCCAGAAAGGAUGUUGACCAAAAAUUACAAAAGAUUAUCCAGAGACUGUUAGAAGAAAAACUUACUGCUUUACAGUGUGCUGUAUUUGACAAGACUCUGGCGGACUUGAAAACCCGAAUAGAGAAAGUAGAAUGUAACAAGAGGCAUAAAACCGUGCUUACUGAACUACAGGCUAAAAUUGCUAGAUUGACAAAGCGGUUUGGAGCAGCCAGGGAGGACUUGAAGAAAAGACAGGAAAAUUCACCAAAUGCACCCCUGUCUCCAGGGAAAGCAGCAAGUGACACUGCAAACACAAUCAACGCGACAUAUCGAAAUGCUGGCACAGUGAGGCAGAUGCUGGAGUCAAAGAGGAAUGUAGGAGAGAGCACGCCAGCAACUUUUCAAGCCCCUGUGAAUGCAGUGCCAGCUUCCAGUCUUGCUGCUCCUCCGACAGUUGUCAGUGGACACCCUAAGCCUCAGACUCCAGUGACCUCCACCAGCUCUUUGACAACAGCAGUUCUUCCCACAGCUAACACAGCUACGGUUGUAGGCACUAACCAAGUGCCCAGUGGCAGCACUCAGUCAGUGUCUGUCUCAUUGCAGUCUUUGCCUGUAAUCUUGCACGUACCUGUCGCAGUGUCAUCCCAGCCUCAGCUCCUGCAAGGCCACACAGGGACUUUGGUCACUAACCAACAGUCAGGCAACGUUGAAUUUAUAUCCGUACAAAGCUCAUCUACAGUUGGUAGCCUUACCAAAACUACAGUGUCUUUGGCCUCCACUAACCCAACUAAACCAAAUAACAGCCCAUCUGUGCCCAGUCCUGGCAUUCAAAGGAACUCUCCAGCCAGUGCUGGGCCAAUAGGCACAACGUUGGCAGUACAGGCUGUUUCUACUGCACAUCCUGUUGCCCAGGCCACAAGGACUUCUUUGCCCACAGUGGGUACUUCAGGACUUUAUAAUGCUACCAGCAGUCGAGCCCCCCUACAGAUGAAGAUUCCCCUCUCUGCAUUUAGUAGUACAGCUCCUAUUGAACCACCCACCAUUACAGCGCCCAGACUUGAAAACCAGACAAGCAGGCCACCAACAGAUACUUCGGCAAACAAGCGAACUGCUGAGGGAACAACACAGCUCUCAGAUCAAAAAGUAGUUCGCUGUGUUCCGUAUACCUGUGGCAUAUUUGAUGGUACAACUUUGAUCAAUUGUUUCGAAAAGCAGUUGAAACAGGAAGAGACUUCAUCAGAAAAUAAAGAAGCAGUAGAAGCAGCACAGACGAAUUUUAACUUCCCCGAGGAUGUCCUCUUUGGCUUGGAGGAAGAGGAAGAGGAUGCUAAGAGCAUCAAAAACACCCACAAGCAGACUGGCUGGGCAGCUAACCUAUUAAAACAAUGGCUGGCCAAAAAUGGCAAGGAUCCUAGCUUUGAAUUGGUCCCAGUAAGUGAACUCAAUGAUAUCCUAAGAGAGUUUUAUUAUACAAUAAGGAAUCAUGAUGGAAAUACCUACAGUGUGGCAAGCUACAAGUCAAUGCGUGCUGGCUUAAACCGGCAUCUCAAAAUGCCACCUUAUAAUCGUCAAAUUUGCUUAAUGAAGGACAAAGAGUUUGCUAGUGCAAACACGGUAUUUGUGAGCGUGCUGAAGAUGCUGCGCAUGCAGGGAAAGGAUGAGACUCACCACCAUCCUCCUAUAGCUGCUGAGGACUUGCGUAAGAUUAAACAAUCUGGUGUGCUGGGAUUGCACAGCCCACUGGCACUCGUCAACAAGGUGUGGUUUGAUUUGCAGUUGCAUUUUGCCAAACGAGGGAGGGAAAUUUUAAGAGAUCUGGCUCCAGAUGCUUUUGUUGUUGAGAAGGACAAGAAUGGGCGUCGAUACGCUAUGUUUAGGUAUCCUGGCAAAGGAAAAAAUGGAGAAGAUCCUCAUAAAAUGGGUAAAAUGUAUGAUAUGCCAGGGGACCCAAACUGUCCUGUUUUUUCCUUGGAGCUUUAUUUGUCUAAGUUGCCUCCAGAGCCCCCUGCCUUUUACCUGCAUCCUUUAAAGCUAACGUCAGAGCAAAUGCAAGAACAGCCUGUCUGGUACAAAAGAGAACCGAUGGGUGUGAACUACUUAGGUACCAUGAUGCCCAGGAUAAGUGUGGCAGCCAGGCUCUCUCAACGAUACACCAAUCAUUCUCUCCGAACUACCACCAUCCAGCUACUGUGUGAAGCAGGACUGGGGCCUAGAGAAAUAAUGGCAGUGACAGGCCAUCGCUCCGAGUCUGCUAUUAGACACUACUGGGGAGCUGCGGAAGUUCGCUACAGGGCUUGGUCAGAUAUAAUGGAGAAUAACGCCCCCAAUUACAUAUAUAGCAAGAUCCCAAACGAAGCGAUAAAAGAAUCAAUAUCUGGUGCCUCCACCUCUUCUAUAAACCAUGUUGUUCUAGAACAAAGCAAAAUUUUAUUCCCUAAGAAAUCUGUGGUGCCACCGGGCGCUAAUUCUGUGACUUUAGUCCCUGAGGAACGCCCAGCUCUGAAUUCCAAAAGCCCUGUCCUGUUGAACCACAGUUCUUCCAAGGUGCUUCUCCCCAAGAACGUGGCCAGUGGGAACCUAACUGCCAGUCCCCAUCAAGGCUGUUGUAACAAACCUGUCUUUAUAAAGCGUGUGAUAAAACAAGAACCAAUGACUUGAUGCUUCUGUAAUGGAACUGAUUUCAAAUGAUUUGCUAAAAUGGAAAAAAUUACCAGACUUGUUUUUUCACUUUGUCUACUAAGGAAAUUUCUUACGGUCUAGUUCAGCAAGAAGUAUCCUGUUCGCACUCCUGAAGUGAGCUAUGGAACAGAAACUUAAACAGAGCAGGGCUUGGAGUUUGUAUGACUUUCUGUGGCAGCUGGGACUCUUUAAGUGGCUGAGCAGAGCUGUUUUAAAAAAAUGAAAGGGAGAUACUGAUUUCCACUUAGCUGAAGAGCUAUGCUUUCUUCACUAAGUGCAUGGCUUUUAUAUUUUGUGAAGAGUGUAUUUAUUAUACCAUUUUGUGCCUGCUGGCACUAAUGUAGCAUCUUACAAAUCAAAUACUUGAUUACUGAAGAGCACGGAGAAAGUAGAAGCUGAAUGAAAUAGACACAGAUACACUACAAAUAUACACGUAUGCAUGAAAACACCUGGAAUUGCUUGACCACUGUCGCCCUCUCUGUUCAAAUUGUUAUCAGGUCUACCAGAGGAUUGUGCCUUUUUUUUUUUUUUUUUUUUUUAAACUUUCUUGUAAAUUUAUUUUCUCUGUGAGCUACAGAUUUGUAUUGCAGGUCUUUCCUUUUCCUAUUUAAUAUUUCUGGCUAAGAUUUAAGUCAUUCUGUUCUCCAAAGGCACUAUUUGAUACAAAUUAUAAUAAAAUUGGGAUCUCUUCAGUUGUGCAUGAAACAGGGAAAAGGUUCUUAAAAGAGUUGAGAACACCUUUAUUGCUUAAAUAGCAAGUAAUUAGAGUUGAAGUGUUGUGUCUGUAUGUGUUAUCUUGUGAGAGGGCUUUUUUGUAUUUCCUCUCACUGACCCCUUGCAUUACAUUUCACAUUGUCUUUGCAGUAUAGUCAGUAUAGUCUUUCUCAGUAUAGUAUAAUUCACAAGAAGCACAUCCUGUUCUUCUCUACCAAACCCUAUCCAAAUAUUAUUUUUAUUUUAACUUUUUUAGAUUAGUUCACUGUAGUAAACUGAUCCUAUCAUUACAUUUUCCAUAGAUUUUUACAGGUUAGAAAUUCUCAGGAUAGCAGAUGUGAAUUUUGUCAGAGAAAUGAAAUUGUAGUUUAAAAGGCUCUUUAAUGGAAAAAAAAAUUACAAAUUAGGAGGGCUAGUCAUAGUUCAUUUUUAGUGAAUCACACUUGAAAAUCUAACUCAUGGUUUGUCUCUGCUAUUCUAUGCCAUAAUUUUCGUCAGAUUCUGACAAAUCGAGAUAUCUUCCUGUAAAUAAAAAUGGAAAACUGGUCAUCAAAUCACAAAUUAUGGUAGGUCUACUUUGGAAGGAGAAACUGUAGCAUUUACAACUGUUUUCCAUUAUAUCAACUGAAUGAAAUAAGAAUGGCUUCAUCCUUUUGACGUGUGUGUGUAUGUGUGUACACACAUGGUUUAUCACAUUAAGGACUUCACUGGAAGUGUUAUCUUGCUCAGCAGUGGACAAAAUAGAGAAAGAUCCCAGCUGAAAUAACAAAUUGACCAUGACAAACUCUUAAUUCUGUGGAGAACUUCCUUGCUGGGAAAGGCUUUCAAAUAUUGAAUGAGGUUUGUCACUUUGUUAUAGUCUGAACAGAGGACUUGAUGUCUGAACUUUGGAGUUUUGUCUUGGCUGGUAAUGUUCACCUUUGUGGCUUUGGGUAGGUUAUUCAUACAUACUUCAUCAGUUUUCCAAAGUGUAAGACCAGCACAGUGUGUUCCAUUUUCUGAUGGAUCAUGCUAAAGAUUAAAAUGUUUUGAAAGCGCUAUAUUCAUCUUAUGUAUUGUCUUUACAGUCACUUUUAUUUGCUGUUAUUAUAAUGAUUAAGCUAGUUGAUGAGAUGUAAUUGUUUAUAUAAUAAUUAAUUAUGCACAAUCCUACACUUCCUUAGUCACAGCAUUAAUUUACAACAUCAGUGACUAGAGGAAGGAAAUCAUGGAUCCAGGAUUAUCAUUUUGUCAAGCCUAGAGUAAAUCAAAUGAAAAUGGUAAAGAAGUAAUCCUUCCUAAUAGCUAGAAAGAAGAAAAAUUGAAAAAAUGAAGGGCAAACAGUCCUCGAAAUAUAGGAGAACUGUGCAGUAACUUAUUCUAGGAUAUUCUAGAGUAACAUAAAUUUCCAACUUUUAGGGAUUCAUAAAAUUCAUAAUUCAGCCAAACAAAUUUAAUUUCUUGCUUGAAGAGAUUUAAUCUAAACUUUCAUCAAGACGGGUAUGUAUUAUCUCCCCUCACAAAAAAAAGUAGUCCUGUCAUUGUCUCGGGUAGUUGCUUGUUCCAGCAUACAGGUGUUGAACAUUUAUUCUGCAGAAACAAGAAAAGUAUGUUGCCAGGAGAUGAUUCUUUUCUGUUCCCUCUUGCUGCAUACUGUGGUCAUACUGACCACAUGCCCUGCUCUGGUCCUAACUGCAUCUAGGUAACUUACUGUAACAGCAUAUUGCUGCUUGUUUCAUUCCUUAACACAAAUCUAGUUGGUGAUUUAAAUUGAAAAAGGGACUCUUUUGGUCAAUCUGGGCAUGUCUCUGAUUCCUUCUAAUUAUCCUUUGGCUUCUAACUUAACUUCCAUUCUGUUGGCUUGUAAUUGGGUAUUUUGGGCUUCUCAUUUGUUAAAUUCUCAUUCUGUUGGCACCAACUAUACAAUGUCCUCUCACUACCUUCAGUUUGAACCUGAUACUUCAAAGCUACUGACUGCAGUAUUACUAGCUUUUUAUUUUUGUAUGGGGGAAAUUUUUUUUUUGAAAAUGAGAAAAAGCACUCCUGGUUUGGGCUGGAAGUAUUAUUGCUUCACAAGAGCUGGAGUCCGUGUUCCCUAAGCUUUCCACUAAUAUUUGAAUUAAUUCUAAUGAAUAGAACGUAUUUCUAACCUUCUAGAACUGAAAAAUCUUUCUCCUGUUCCCCCUCCCACCCAAAGUGUUAAAUGAGUCUUUCCUACAUGUAUUACCCUUCUAGAAAAGCUGAAGUAGGCAAACAGAAUGGGUGUUUUGCUGCUUUUGUAAAGCCAGCUUUGGCUAUGCGUACAGUAAUAUGGGGAGCAGGGGGUCUUCCCCUCCCCCCUUUUUUUUUUUUGUUUUUCCGCUUUUAAACUGUGAGAUAAAAUUUCAGGUCAAUCCUGUUCAUUGCAGUACAGGUUAUGCUGUGUGGACAUAAUGAAUUCUAUCAAAACGAACAUGAAUUGGACUCCUCUAGUGGCAGUAUCAGCAGAGAACCUCAAACAGCAGGAUAUCUGAGUUUUUCUUCUUUUUUUUUUUUUUUUCCUUUCCA
Harpia harpyja (harpy eagle) is the source of this 7793-nucleotide messenger RNA. It is a transcript of the gene ATF7IP, whose product is annotated as activating transcription factor 7 interacting protein. Lineage: Eukaryota; Metazoa; Chordata; Aves; Accipitriformes; Accipitridae. Gene Ontology annotation, cellular component: nucleus; transcription regulator complex. Gene Ontology annotation, biological process: DNA recombination; DNA integration; regulation of DNA-templated transcription. Gene Ontology annotation, molecular function: protein binding; transcription coregulator activity; DNA binding. The coding region runs from base 645 to 4532 and encodes 1295 amino acids. The transcript is spliced from 11 exons. The record is from RefSeq and is a predicted model, not a curated record.